UGGCCGGGCGCUAGCGGCAGGAGGAGGAGCUGCGCUGUAGCCACGGGCUAGGUCGGCACCGCGGGAAGCUGCCGAGGACUGCACGGGCUGUUGCUGGUCCCCGCGUGAAAGACGCGCGGGCAGCCCCGGAGUCAUGGAGCCUAGUGACGCGGCGCACCCCGGUCCAGGGAGGGCUGUUUGGACGCUGGCGCCGCGGCUGCUGCUGCUGCCACUGUUGCCAGUGCUGCUGGGUCGGGGGCUGCGGCUCGGGGCCGCGGCCUCCUCCUCUGGGGCGGCGGCUGAGGACAGCAGCGCCAUGGAGGAGCUCGCCACCGAGAAGGAGGCGGAGGAGAGCCACCGGCAGGACAGCGUGAGCCUGCUCACCUUCAUCCUGCUGCUCACCCUCACCAUCCUCACCAUCUGGCUCUUCAAGCACCGCCGGGUGCGCUUCCUGCACGAGACCGGGCUGGCCAUGAUCUAUGGGCUCAUUGUUGGAGUGAUCCUGAGGUAUGGCACCCCUGCUACCAGCGGACAUGACAAGUCACUCAGCUGUACUCAGGAAGAUAGAGCCUUUAGCACCUUAUUAGUGAAUGUCAGUGGCAAGUUCUUUGAAUACACUUUGAAAGGAGAAAUCAGCCCUGGCAAGAUCAAUAAUGUGGAGCAGAAUGACAUGCUGCGGAAGGUAACAUUUGAUCCAGAGGUAUUUUUCAACAUUCUGCUGCCUCCAAUUAUUUUCCAUGCUGGAUACAGUUUAAAGAAGAGACACUUUUUCAGAAAUCUUGGAUCAAUUCUGGCCUACGCCUUCUUUGGGACAGCGGUUUCCUGCUUCAUUAUUGGAAAUCUUAUGUAUGGGGUGGUGAAACUCAUGAAGAUUGUGGGCCAGCUCUCUGAUAAAUUUUACUACACGGAUUGUCUCUUUUUUGGAGCAAUUAUCUCUGCCACUGACCCAGUGACUGUGUUGGCAAUCUUUAAUGAGCUGCAUGCAGAUGUGGAUCUUUAUGCUCUUCUGUUUGGAGAGAGUGUCCUGAAUGAUGCUGUUGCCAUUGUACUGUCCUCGUCUAUUGUUGCCUAUCAGCCAGCAGGACUAAAUACUCACGCUUUUGAUGCUGCUGCCUUUUUUAAGUCAGUUGGCAUUUUUCUAGGUAUAUUUAGUGGCUCUUUUACGAUGGGAGCCGUAACUGGUGUUGUGACUGCUUUAGUGACCAAGUUUACUAAGCUGCACUGCUUCCCCCUGCUGGAGACAGCGCUCUUUUUCCUGAUGUCCUGGAGCACGUUUCUUUUGGCUGAAGCCUGUGGAUUUACAGGUGUUGUAGCUGUUCUUUUCUGUGGGAUUACACAGGCUCAUUAUACAUACAACAAUCUGUCAGUAGAAUCAAGAAGUCGAAGCAAGCAGCUUUUUGAGGUGUUACACUUUCUGGCAGAGAACUUCAUCUUCUCCUAUAUGGGCCUAGCACUGUUCACCUUCCAGAAGCAUGUUUUCAGCCCCAUUUUCAUCAUUGGUGCUUUUGUUGCCAUCUUCCUGGGCAGAGCUGCGCAUAUCUACCCUCUCUCCUUCUUCCUCAACCUGGGCAGAAGGCACAAGAUUGGUUGGAAUUUUCAACACAUGAUGAUGUUUUCAGGCCUGAGGGGAGCAAUGGCAUUUGCACUUGCCAUCCGUGACACGGCAUCCUAUGCCCGCCAGAUGAUGUUCACAACCACGCUGCUCAUUGUCUUCUUCACUGUAUGGGUCAUCGGUGGAGGUACCACACCAAUGCUGUCAUGGCUCAAUAUAAGAGUUGGUGUUGACCCAGAUCAAGACCCACCACCUAACAACGACAGCUUUCAAGUCUUACAAGGGGAUGGCCUGGAUUCUGCUGGAGGAAGCCGGACAAAGCAGGAGAGUGCAUGGAUAUUCAGGCUGUGGUACGGCUUUGAUCACAAUUACUUGAAGCCCAUUCUCACCCACAGUGGUCCCCCGCUAAGCACCACUCUCCCAGCCUGGUGUGGCUUGCUAGCUCGAUGUCUGACCAGUCCCCAGGUGUAUGAUAAUCAAGAGCCGCUGAGAGAAGAUGACUCUGAUUUCAUCCUGACGGAGGGUGACCUCACUUUGACCUACGGAGACAGCACUGUGACAGCAAAUGGCUCCUCGAGCUCCUACACAGCCUCCACAAGUCUUGAGGGUGGUCGGAGAACAAAAAGCAGCUCGGAGGAAGUGUUUGAACGAGACCUGGGAAUGGGAGAUCACAAGGUUUCCAGUCGGGGAACCCCCCUUGUGUUUCCACUACAGGAAAAUGCAUGACUUCACCCUAAGUCCUGAAGGAUCAGGGAGGCUCUCAUGAGGAUGAGGAUGAGGAUGGCCGAAUGCCCCAGUGUGUUUGAGCUGUGACAUUGACUGGGUUAAACUAAUGCUUCUAUUUCAUUGGGCCCUGAAACUAUCAUCACUUAAAACUUAACCCAAAACUCGGAUGCUGGAGCUAAAACUUCUCUAAAUUAAGACAAAUGCAGACCUAUUCCCACUUUUUCACAUAGUAGUACACUGUUGCAGAGUUCAACAAAGUAAUAGCAUGCUUUAAUGGUUUCUCACUUCACUUCCUGCAGCAUCUGACAAUGGUGGGGCAGAUGUGGGGCAGAUACGGGGCUGUAGUGCCAGUCUCGCUGGCCUUAAGGAACAUUAAGUUGGGAGGACAAGUUAGACAAAAAGACGGUGAAGAAAGGAAACUGAAAUCAGACUCAGUGGUGCUAGAUGCUGGUGUUACACCAGCCAGUAGAGCCCCUGGCUCUGAAGACUUACACAGCUGCAUCCUCUUGUCAGAGUCCUAGCUGUUCCGUCUGUGUUGCUCCUAGACUGAAGAUUAGGAAGCAUGUCCAUAGGCUGGGGCAUUAGCUCAAUGACAGAAUGCUAGAGUGCUUGCCUAUAGUGCACAAGACCCUGGCUUCCAUCCCCACACUCAAAAAGUGUGUGUGUGUGUGGUGGGGAGGUUCCAAGAGCAUUUCAGUAUGGGGAAAAGAAGUCUAGUUCCUUCUCUGGAAAUCUUUAUAAAAGAGUUACUGAAAUGUUUAAAACUAAAGGCAAAUCAUGUUCUGUUCUUUUUUAAUUAAUAUGAGGACAGGAGGUGUUGAACCUGCUGACGAUAGCGCUGCAAUGCUCACUUGACUUUGGAGGCUACUAUGUGAGCCCACUGCCUGGAGGGUCACUGCUAGACUGAGGUAUAUCCACCACACGGUUUGAGAUAACAUGGAUACUGUUGUUAUCUAGAGAAGAGAAGGCAGGAAGAAACGCAAGAGGCCACAGACUGUGGUUAGAGGAAAGAAAUUUCAUUGUGAAUAAUAACCUGCAAAGAAAAGAUAGAAAUCUUCAUUAUUAUUUUACAUAAAUUUCAUUUUGAAACAUCCAAAAGAGGUAAUUCCAAAAUCACACUCAACGGAAUAUAGAACUUGAUUUGUUAUAAAUUAUAUAAAUGUAUAUGUUCAAGUAAAGGCUGAGUUUCCAAAGCCACCUAUCUUUAGGACAAAAACUUCAAUAUUUUUUAAUAAUUCCUUUCCCAUUGCUACUAUUUUCAAUACCUAGAAGAUGAAAAUCAUUCUGAUGCUUUUAUUUUGAUCUGAACUUUUGUUGCUAAAGGUAAAUAUCCAAAGCCCUUUAAAUGAUUUAACAUUUCUGCUCUUCCAGGGAAGACAGGGAACUCCAGAAAAAAAAAUCAGACUUCUUAAAACUAUUAGAUGACUGGCAUUCUGACCUCUGAGCACGCCUUUCUUUGUGUAGUCUGCUAACUGCAGGAAUCAAAGCUGACUCAUCUCUGUGUGUGAGAGGUGGUAUCGGUAAAGGAAUAUCCCUGGAACAACCUUCUCGUAGUUUAGGUCUUACUGCCAUGCUCUAUUCUGACCUUUGAACCUUUUCUUCCAGACAGCCUGAUUUGGUUUCCUUUCUUCAGGAAUUAUCUUUGGCAUACUUAACUACGUUCAGAUAUAGAGGAUUAUGUCUGGCUCAAGUCUGAAGUAGAAGGUGAGGAGGGCGAGACUUUAGGCAGAUCCAUCAGGCAAACCGGAGAACUUCUGGACAGGCUAUAAGGCUUACUUUGCUGUGGCCAAUGACCGUGCCCCAGGAUUGUCCAAAUCAGACAAUCAAAGGUCAAAGGUAGUCCUAUUUUUAAAAUGUUACUUUAAUCAACUGGCUCUUUCUUCAUGGGAUGCCUUUUCCUCCAAUCCCAGAUGAAAACUGCCUUCUUCAUCUAAAACUGAUUUUCUUGGUGGUGAAGUAGUACCAGCAUCACAUGCUGUCGUGUGUAACUGCUGGAAUGCUGCUCUUUUCAUCAGUUCUUUACGUUGCUGAAUCUGUAACUCCAGUAUCUUGAGUUUUUGAAAGUUCACAGUCUUGUCGUGAGGUUACAUCUUCAUCAUUCAGAUCUUCUCAGUGUAUCUUGUAUAACUCGGUUAUCAAGUUUUCAAUGUGAUUUCAAUAUUCUCUACUGCUUUCUUGUAUUAUUUUAAGCUGUUCUUAAGGUUUUACAGGGGAGGUCCCACAUGUUGGCCCUGCUCAGCUCUCCAGUGUGAUCUCCUCUGUCUGAGGUAACAGUUUCUGUAUCAUCUGCCAUGUUUUGUGUUUCCUUUGUGUGUGUGUAUGGGGGGGGGGAGAAAUUCAGCAUUUUCCAUUAGAAUUUGUUCCUGAUGAUCAAUUUAUAAUCAUCAAGCAGUUUCCUUUUUGUUCCUGGAUUCUGUUUUGCCCACUCACUGGGAGCCUGUGUAUGCAGAAUUUAUAAUAGCUGCAGUUGGUUUUCCUGUUCAUAACAAGUUGAUGGUUUCAUGCUCUUGUUCUUUUUGUGUUGUGGUUGUACUGAGUAGCUUAGCCUGCAACAUUAGUUUGAAAAUUCUAUACCUCAUCUUUCUCAUAUUUUAGGAGAUUCUUAUUCUUGCAUAAUAAACCCCUCUCUCCUGAAGUCUAGACUUCUCUCCUGGGAGAUUCUAGUUGUUCCCUGAGUUGCUUAGCAGGCCUGCAGAGGCCCAUAGCACUUUCCAGUUUCAGAUUAUGUGUUUUCACAUUUUUCUAAGCUGAAAGGUUCUUCCUGUGAAGUACAAGCAGCUUACCCAGAGUUUAAAACAACCUAUACUUAAUUAUCCGUCUUUUUAUUCUUAGAUUUUUCGUAUAAUAAAUGAAACUAAAAGUAGUCAAUUCUUGAUCAACAUGUAGAAUAUUUUAGUCAAUAUUCUCUUCUGUGCAUACUUGGUAAGAAAGGCAUUUGGCAUUGAUAAUAUAUUUGAUUGAGAUAUCUUUAUUUCCAAGGUAUACUGAGAGAUAUUUUUGCCUUCUGCCAUCAGACCUGGAACUAUUCCAUUCAUCCAGUUUCCAGAGUCAGGGUACCCAAGGAGCCCAUUACAGCAAUGAAAGUCUUAGAGCACCUGCUUGUCAUACAAACAUCUCCAUCAAGGCCCCAGAGCUGCAGAGUCAAUACCGUCUUCUUUAGCAGUCCUAUAGGCAGCACAGGCACUAAAGGAAACAGGAAGGAGCUGCCUGCUCUUACUGCACUGUUGACUCCUGCUCUACUCAGUGAGGCCAGCUGUGCUCCAUAGAAAGAAGUCUUAAGACUUAGAACUUCCAACAUUGAACUGAUGCAUGCUGCAAUAUUAGUGGCUACAUGAGGAAUCAGAAGCAAAGCAAUGGAACAUAAUCCAGAAAAUGCUGUCGUCUAUAAGUUUAGGAAUUCAUGUGUCUCUUGAGUACUAUGCAAAGAGAUAUUUUGUUUUUGGUGGAGAGGCUACUGCACCAGCUUAAUAUGGACAUGCUUUGAAAUAUGGCAUUUCAGUUUCAAUUUUUUUCUGGAUGAGCUAUCCUAAUUUACCUACUCUUAAAGUAGGUAAAAUACUGAAAGAAAUCUUAGAGUUUCUUUCCAUGUCUUACAGUGCUAGCAGUUUUGGUAACUCCAUUUUUAAAAGAUGUUUUUAUAAUGUGGUGGUUUUUCUCCUCACUCCAUACAAAUUAGUGUCCACAAGCACUAGGCCAUCAACCUUAGUAACCUUAUUAACAUCCCAGUCUUAGCAUAAUCCUGCUGUAUUCCUCUUAAAGUCUCUUAUAAUCUUCAUUAUUUUGAAAAGUAGCCCUGAUCUUUGCUUGCAAAAUGUGGAGACUAACCCUGACUUCCCAACAGUUCUCAAAGAUGAAGCUACCUGGGUUGGAGAGAUGGCUCAGUGGUCAUAAGCACUGAUUGCUCUUUCAAAGGUCCUGAGUUCAAUUCCCAGCAACCACAUGAUGGCUCACAACCAUCUGCAAUGACAUUUAGUGCCCUCUUCUGGCCUGCAAGCAUACAUGUAGGCAAAGAACUGUAUACAUAAUAAAUAAAUAAAAUCUUAAAAAAAAGAUGAAGCUACCUAUAGAAGUUUUGCAUUUAAGUGUUGUCCCCAGGCUGAAUGGAAAAAAGUAGGGGUGCCACAAAGCCCUGAAACUGCCUGCUUCAAAGGCAGCUAUCUGGAAACGAGACUGGAAUUGCUGAGUAAUGGUCAGGUUUAUCUCAGAAAGUAAUCCAAGUCAUCUUCCAAACCUGUUCAUUCUGAGUUGAGGGAGAUGACAGCUCUGAGGACUGGAAUAUUCUAGAUCAGGCAUUCUGAACUCAGACUGCUGUUACCUUUGUCUGAUCUUGAAUUUAAAAAAUGCAGGGCCACAGGUUUGGAUUAGCUGUAGAGAACUUCCUAGUAUGCCAAGGCCCUGGGUUCUAUUCCCAGGUACGAAAAUAAAAAGGCCAGUUAAAGGCAUAAUACCCUCAAGAUUUGGAUUCUGCAGCUUCAGGGUGGGGUCUGGCAUGUGUGGUUUGUUUUGAAAGUUCUAGGAUGCCUCCUGUAUAGAAGGUUGAGCCUUUUGCAUGUUUGCAAGGAACCCUUUAAAAGCUUAGUUAAAGGAAUGUUUGCUUAAUAAUUGUUAGUGACAAAACCGAAACUGAUUGCUAAUACUGACUAGGCCUCUGGAAAACGGUCCUGCUCAUUUGGCAGAAUUCAGGGUUGUCUUCCACAUGAAAACAAAGACUUGAAGGAGAGCUGAGAGUGACUUGAGUAUGUGUGUAGAAGAAUUUCACACUUGUCAUCUUUAUUAGCACUUGUGAUUGGGCAAGGGAGUUUUUGUCUUUGAUCUGCUGAGUAGUUCAACACAAAAGGAUUCUGGGAAGCUGUCCUUUCAAUUCAGUAUGGAAUCAAUAGUUCCUUUUUGUGGUCAAACUUUGUCUUGUUGGUCCACAUGCCUUGUCCACAGAAUACGGGUCGGCCCAUUUACUGCCAGCAGCAUGGGCAAAGGUUGUGGUUACUCUGUUGUCACAUGUCAGCAGUGGUACAGCUCUGAUAGAAGAGUUUUCAUAAUGCUCCCAUGGGAACAACCUGGAAAGCCUAAGCUUUCCUAGAGAAGGAAUUUUGGAACUUAAAAGCAUGUGUGUUUCUUCCUACCAACCCUGUAGAAAGGGCAUACCAACUCUGUCAUCCAGGGUACUUCUUAGAGUGACCAUGAUGCCCUGGAGCCAAACAAAUCAUGUUAUGAUAUCAAACGUCUCGUCAAGCAAACAGCAAGGUACACUCUGGGUUGGAUCCUCUAGACCUCUAACCUUGUGCUCUAACCUUGUGGUCUAACCUUGUGGUUCCAUAGAAAAAUAAGAUCUCUUUUGAUUUAAAAGGGAAAAAAGGUUAUCUCAUCUGUAUGAGAGCAGUUUCAUCUAGAGCAAAGACCAGUCCCUUCCAAAACAAAGAUCUGCUUCCCAUUGCCCUCCACCGUCUCUCCCUUGCCUUGUCUCCAGUACAAGUGAAUGUAAUCAUGUCAGAUAGUUAAUGUGAACCAUUGAUUCUCUGGUACAGAAACACCACUGAGAUCAGAGGACAAUUGAGCAACUCAUCAGAGGUGCAGAACAUCCUCUUGUAACCUGCCAUGUUCCCUCUAUGAGUUCGAAGAAAACUCACAGUAGCCCAGAGAUGACAUGACCAUUCAUCUAAAAUGUCAUCUGCAGAGAGGUGCUUGAGAGCCUCACUCCUGCAUUUUGAUGUUGACUCUUAAGAUAGGGCAGGCCCUCUCCUGUGUGUUGAGUUUGAGCUCUUCAGUUGUUUUUUUUUUUUUUAAAGUGACUUUGCUUUGCCAGCAUCAGCUGCUGUGUUCUAAGGCAGUAAGUUGAAUGAAACUCGUGGCCAAGAGUUUACUUUAGAAGCAACAUAUCUAACAGCUGAAAUGACUUAACCCCCUUUUGAAAACCUAGUUUGACAGUCCAUAGAAAAGUAUCAUAGGAAUGAAUGUGGUUGCAUCAAACAGAAAAGCAUUUUCUGACGAUUCUUUCAAAAUAGGACCAAAAACCAAACUUUAUCCUCCUUUCAGUUUUCAUACACAUUUGUCAGAUUAGCAGAUAUCUCUUAUUACUAACUGCUGGCAAAUUAUAAAGAGCAAAACUAAAGUUUUUUAAUGUUCAUUUUCUAUUCCUAAGCAGGGCAUGCUAUAGCUGUGGCCCAUUUGAAACAUGUGGGCAGCAAGCCUUGGGGAACAUUAAAAGGAGGGUCUAUCUGUUGUGCUGCUUUUCGAGAAGGCCUAAAAUAGGUAUGAGAACACACAUCAUCAUUAAAAGGGCACAAGAGAAUCUCUAAAUGUCCCGGUCUACCUUCAACUCUUAGCCAGUGGGACAUGUUUCUGACUAUAUAUGCUGUAUAUGCUGAAGAAACUGAACCGGCAAAAGAAGUGACUAGCAUGAGGCACUGAGGGUUUUCUACUGAAAGCACUUUCAGAAAGUGGCCAUCCUGGCCUUUGUGGAUAGGUCCAUGCAAGGGCAGAUGGGGGCUCAUUAUGAUCAUUCUACUUGCAGGCCGUGGAAGAACAGAGGAUCGAUGCUUUUCCGUUUUGUGGGUAUUCAAUCUGUGGAUAUAUGUUAGUGCUGGAAGCGCUUUAUUUAAAAUAUAACUUCACAGUAGGGCCAUUUCCUUCUAGCCUUUCUUUUCUAACCUGAAUCCACCUGAUCCUUCUUUUUUGGCAUGUUUUACUAUGCCCACUAUGAUAAUGAAAUGAGAGACCACAAAGAUUCAGUUGCUGGAAAGCAAUUUUCAAAGCAGAAUAGGGGGAUUCAACUUGCAAUGAUGGGACUUUCUGGUGAACUUUUUCUAGAGGGCUGACAGUGUAUUUGGGAGAAUUUUAUAGAAAAUGACAUCAAAGUGUUUUAACUGUGAACAUUACAGACUAGGAAUUAUCUGCUACAUUUCUGUGCAAUUGGGAAAACUGCAGUAGGAACCCUAAAGUGCUCUCUCCUCCUCACCUUUUACUUAAUGCUCACCUUUGGAUAGCUGUUUAGAUUGCUAUUUAUUGUAAAUUUAUUGUAAACCUAGCCUUGUGGUUUCCUGUCCUUUACUAAUAUUUAACAUGUUGUUUUUCUCUAAGCUUUUUUUUUUUUUUUUUACAAAAUUGAAAAUAAAAAGAUGCGCUGGCCGA
Molecule: messenger RNA, 9382 nt
Organism: Alexandromys fortis (reed vole)
Lineage: Eukaryota; Metazoa; Chordata; Mammalia; Rodentia; Cricetidae
Gene: Slc9a7
Product: solute carrier family 9 member A7
Exons: 16
Coding region: 134-2257 (707 amino acids)
Biological process (GO): potassium ion transmembrane transport; sodium ion import across plasma membrane; proton transmembrane transport
Cellular component (GO): plasma membrane; recycling endosome
Molecular function (GO): sodium:proton antiporter activity; potassium:proton antiporter activity
Source: RefSeq, a predicted model, not a curated record